Molecule: messenger RNA, 1308 nt
Organism: Hevea brasiliensis (rubber tree)
Lineage: Eukaryota; Viridiplantae; Streptophyta; Magnoliopsida; Malpighiales; Euphorbiaceae
Product: homeobox-leucine zipper protein HAT7
Exons: 3
Coding region: 187-1074 (295 amino acids)
Biological process (GO): positive regulation of DNA-templated transcription
Cellular component (GO): nucleus
Molecular function (GO): DNA-binding transcription factor activity, RNA polymerase II-specific; sequence-specific DNA binding
Source: RefSeq, a predicted model, not a curated record
CUCUCUGCGCAACCCAUCACCACCCCAUGUCUUCUUAUAACUUGUCACUUUUGAAUCACUCUUCUUAGUCAGACCCUAAUCCAUUCCCUCCCCUUAAAUCUUGAGAAACUAUUUCCCAUAAUUUAUUUAUUGAAUGAAUGAAUAAUCGAUCGAUCGAUCGAUCGAUCUUGCACGCGACUAAUUGACAUGGCAUUCCCUCCUCAUCAUCAUGGUUUCAUCUUCCAUUCUCAAGAAGACAAUGGCCACCUUCCCUCUCCUUCCUCUCUCAACUCCCUCCCCUCUUCGUGUCCUCCUCAGCUCUUCCCAGGUGCUGGGGGACAUUUCAUGAUGAGGAGAUCGAUGUCCUUUUCUGGGCUGGAAAAGUGUGAAGAAGUGCAUGGAGAUGAUGACUUGUCUGAUGAUGGAUCACAAAUAGGAGAGAAGAAGAAGAGGCUCAACUUGGAGCAGGUUAAGGCACUUGAGAAAAGCUUUGAGAUGGGGAAAAAGCUUGAGCCUGAGAGGAAAAUGCAGUUGGCCAAGGCUUUAGGACUCCGUCCAAGGCAGAUAGCUGUAUGGUUUCAGAACAGGAGGGCUAGGUGGAAGACUAAACAGUUGGAGAAAGACUAUGAAGUCUUGAAGAAACAGUUUGAUUCACUUAAAGCUGACAAUGAUGCCCUUCAUGCCCAGAAUAAGAAACUUCAUGCAGAGUUAAUGUCUCUAAGAAGUACAGAGUCAAACUGUAUUGAAGUUAACCCCAAGAAAGAAACAGAUAAGGGUUGUUGGAGCAAUGCAAGUGAGAACAGUCGUGAUGCUAAUUUAGAUAUCUCAAGAACUCCAGUAGCAACCAGCCCAAUCUCUAAUUCCCAACUAAGCACUAAGCAGUUCUUCUCCACAUCCAUCAGGCCUACAAGUAUGACUCAACUGCUCCAAAUCUCAUCAUCAAGACCAGACCUUGGCCUGAAAGUUGAUCAAUUGGUUCAAGAAGAAAAUUUCUGCAACAUGUUCAAUGGCAUGGAAGAGCAGCAAGGAUUUUGGUCAUGGCAAGAGCAGCAUGCACCAUUUUCACUGAACCAAACCCAAUUCUCCAAUAAUUAACACCCAUCAAUUAUGGUUUAGCUAUGCUUAAGUGAGAUUAAUUAAUUAAGAAGAAAUUUAAUUAGGAUUUUUUUCCCCUACCAAUUUCAGUUCUUUCUGUUCCUUUUUUGGGUUAAGUGUAGAGAAUGGUGUAUAAAGAAGAGAAGCGAACAAAUUUGAUUAUCAUCACAAUGGCCCCAAAGUCAGUGAGGGGGAAUUUGGUAGGUCUGAAUGAAUGGAACAAUUUCAUCCCCA